AUGGCUUCGAGGUCGACUUUGCGUUUUCUACUUGCUGCACUCCCGGUUUUCGAAGGGGCCUCCGAGCUCUGCGACGCAGGAGAUUCCGCUUGUGCAGCGAAGUCGUCGGCGCUGCUGCAGCACGGCGCCCGUCAAAGUCGGGCCGACGACGAGAGCCUCUACGGCGCUGCCUUGGCGCCCAUUUGCAAGGAUGCCGCCGACUUCCUUCCCGAGAGAGAGAUGUGGGCUUACUGCGACUUCUACGGGCACGGUGCCGUGCUGCCAGACGAAGCGACCUGCAAUGCUCAAGAUGGUUGUUACGGUGGAAUGGGCUGGUGCCACUGUGAGGGCAAGGAGGGUUGCCUCGCCGUGGGUGGCUACUGGUUCGCUCAAACCUGUACCAUGGAGGUGGAGAUGUUUAGUCAAGAACAGCGCGAGAUGUUGCACUUGGCCGACUCCAGCGGCAGCUGCCUUGACUUGGAGGCCAACGGUAUGCGUGCGUCGGAUCUCGUAUCGUGGCCGUCGACGAAAUGCUGCGCAUCCUUCCCGGCGACGGUCUGCGACAAGGAUCUCACGCCGCAAACACCCUGCAUGCACAACGAGGACUUCGAGCACAACAAGACGAUGUGGGCCUGGUGCGACACCUAUCAGGCGGCUCCCUCCGUGGACGAAUGCAACUCGAACGGCUGCGAGGGCAACGAGUGGCACUGCCACUGCGAAACCAAAGAGGGCUGCGCUGCCGUAGGUGGUCGUUGGGAUGAGUACCAGUGCUGGCAAGAUCUUAUGUACAUGUCUGCGGAAGUGCACAAGGGCAUUGCGAUGGCCAAGAGCCAGCACUCCUGUGACGAUAUCGAAGUUUGGCACAGCCCGCUCAUGUACUCGGUGGACUGGUUGGGUGGCAGUUGCUGCUCCUCCGGGCAAUCGGUCUGCCAGGAGCUCGGAGGCAGCGGCGGUGGCCACCAUCACCACCACACCAGCGCUGGUCGAUGA
This is a messenger RNA of Symbiodinium sp. CCMP2592, 969 nucleotides long. The record is from the annotation of a GenBank genome assembly. NCBI's taxonomy places the organism in Eukaryota, Dinophyceae, Suessiales, Symbiodiniaceae.